AUCUCUCGGGGCAACGCGAUGGCGAGCGUGAGCGAGGCUUCCGCUGAGCGGCUCUUCUCCCUGGAGCUGCUGGUGGACUGGGUGCGCCUGGAAACACGGCUGCUGCCGCCGCUGCCGCCGUCGGAAGACGAAGAUGAGUCCGGCCCGCCUCCGCCCGGCUCCCUCCGCCUGGCCGUAGCCUUCCGCCUGCUGGACUUCCCCACGUUGCUGGUGUACCCUCCUGGAGGCCCCGCUUCUACUUCCCGCGGGCGCCCGCCUGGCUCGUUCCGCUUCGGCCGCGGCAAGUCCUGCCUCUUCCGCUUGGAUGCGGCCACCCUGCAGCGCCUGCUGGGCCUUUCCCCGCUCUAUGCGUUGCUCUUGACCGUACCCCCCGGCAACCCGACCCCGGCUCCGAAGCUCUUGGGGAGCUGUAGUAUUUCCUUGGCCCCUGCUGCCCGGGGUCUCAUUGGAGAGGGGAAGGGGCUCUCAGCCACGGGAGCCUCCCGGGGCCACCGAGGUCUUUAUAUCCUGAGAGACCUGAUGGGGGAGCAAGUCGGGCAAAUAUACCUAGGCUACCGUUUGACCGAUUUGGGGAGCACCUUGCUGGGCCAUAUCCCCCCAAAGACAUCCGGGGCCUUCCAGAGGGAGGAGAAUCCUUCGAGUGGUAGGGUUAGUAGAGUGGAGGAAAUGAGGACAAAUGAGAGUAGUCCUCCAGCCCCACAGGGAAAAGAGCCAUUUCCUCCCCCACUCAUAAGCUUUGCUCAAUUGGAUCCAGAGGAAUUGGAAGAUGUGGAAGAGCCAAAACAGCGGGAAGAUGUGGUUGAGAUAGUUACCUAUGAUAAAACUAAGCCAAAGCAACAGGAAUAUGUGGUUAAGAUAGUUAAAACUCCCAGCAAAUGCAACAGGAGUGAUUUAGGUACAGAAUUGACAGACUCUUCCCAGUCGGAGACUACAGUGUCAAAUGAGGUUAGAGAAAGCCAUAGUACAAAAAAUCAGGAAGUUACAGAGUUAGAACUUGAAACAAACAUAAUUUGCCCUCCACCUCUCUAUUAUUCUCAUCUGGAGCCAAAAAAGGUACCAUCAUCUAAGGGCAAAUUCAUAAAUGUACCUCAAAUUAGUGUGCUUAGGGAAUCAAAUGAUGUGGUUCAGGAAGAAAGGGUCCCAUGCCCCUUGGUAAAGAACCAUGAUGCCCCAUCUAAUCAAAGUCAAACUACAAUGGCCCAAUCUCAGACUGACCAAGGUAGACUUUUUGAUCAAGAUAAACUUGACACAAUAAGGCAGUUACCUCUAUUAAAUGCUUUAUUGGUUGAGUUAUCUUUAUUAUAUAACCAGCCCCUUGCAACUGGUACUGGUAUACACUCCCACUUAGCCUGGUUAUACAGGCCUCAGGAUGGUAAGGCCCCAGAAUCUUCUGACAAUGCCACUUGUAAAACUGAAGAAGUGGGAGACAAGUUUUUACCCAGGGAAAAAGAAGAGGUCCUAAGUCCUCCAUUAAUAAGGAACCAGGUUGGACACAACCUCAGGAAAGGUGUAUGUUUUGAGAAAAACAGGAGCACCCAGAAAAAAGUGGUUCCAAGAAGAAAGCUAUUUUAUGGCCUAACAAAUACGCUCAAACUCCGUUUAAAGCGGACAAACCCAAACAUGUUAAUACUACAUGAAAAAAGAGAACAGUAUAGAAAAAUGCAAACAGAAAUGCCAGAUACAGAAAAGCUUAAAAUUUUAUCAUCUAAAAGAAAAAGUUCUUCAAAUGAGCAUGGGAAGCCACACACACUUCCUAGUGAUCUGUGUUCUGCUUCAGAUGUUCUUUUUGUUGAAAAUACUAAAAGUGUAAAGCAAGAAGGGGUGAAAUCUGAAGGCCAAAGCUCUACAAAAGAAACUCAUGUUUCAAGAACUGGAACUGAGAAGGAGAUAAAUGUUCAAAUCAAAGCAAAUAAGGACUCAUUUAUAGAAACUGUCAAUAUGAUGAACCCCAUUUUACCAGAAAAGGUCACUGCUACACGUGUUUCAGAAAGAUUUAAGAAGGAAGUAAAAGUCCAUCUUCUAGAUUCUGAUUCAGAGAAUACUAGCAUAGACAAUAUUGUCAUAGAUUUUAGUAAUGGAGCAAAUGAAACUGUGGGUUGUGAUUUUCAUCCUCCUAAUUCAUGUGAUACUGAACAAAGUAAAAAUAGCCAUUCUGAAAGCAUACCAGAACUUAAGUAUUCUGAUGACUUUAUUAGUCCUUGCUAUUCUGAAGAUUUUUCCAGUGCUGAUGAUACUUUUAAAAGUUCUAGAGUUCAUGAUAGUAGCCCUGAAUUGGAAGGAGAUAACCUCAGUUGUUUAGAUACUGAUGGUAAAUCUAGUGAAUCUAGAAUAUCUAGAAAAAGUCAUAAAAGUGAAAUAAAUUCUGUUCUUACCCCACCUUUUUCAGCUGGCUCGCCAGUACAUUCAUAUAAAAAAUCUCAUCUUUCAAAGUCUCAGGGCAAAAGUCUAGUAGAUGCAAAUAGUAUCUCCAGCAAUGACCUUUCCUCACAUUGGAGUGAAGGGAAGAAGAAGCAAAAUGACCAAAACAACAUUCAUAAUUCUGAAACAAGGAAUAGUCAAGGCACCCUUGAUAAACUUAACUCAAGAGCUGGCCAAAAAUCUUUAGAAAAAAGCCAAUCACUAAGGACAUCUCAAGUGAGUUCUUAUUUGCCAUCUAAUAUGUCUGAACUAGAACUUAGUGCUCUGGACAGCAUUACCUCAGAUCAGUUUGAAGAAAAUGAUGAACUUGGCUCGCUAGAUAUUGGCAAACAAUACAAAGACAUUUGUGAAUUAGUAAUAAAUAAGCUUCCUGGGUAUACAGUAUAAGAUUGGGGUUUUUUAUAUUUAACUUUUUAAAAAUCUAGUAUAUAGUUAGUAAAAUUUCAUAACAUUUACCUUUCUUAUUUUUAUACAUAAGUUAUGUGAAUGCAUUCAUUAUGGAAAUGCAAAAUAAAAUUUUGCUUAUGUGCCAUGUUUUUACUGUUCAAAAUCAGUAUUUCUCUAUAAACAAUUUGGAAUAGGUUGUGAAACCCUUGUAAGCCUCAUAAAGUUUUCUGUUUUGUUCUGAUAAAGAUACAAAUGCUUUAGAAAUUGGUUCUGAGGAACAAUCUAAGUUAAGCAGUUUAUAUCCAACAAAGUUAGGGGGAAAAAAGCAAUGCUUAUGCUAGGAGGUCCUAUGGGGAUUGUCAUAGGGAAGUUUUUAUUCAUUAUGGGACACUUCUUGUAUUUUAGUUCCUGUUUUAACCACUGUGACGUAAAGAUGUAAGAUGGUAUCCAUAAUUCCAAGGAGUUUCCAUCCCAGUAAAUGCCAUUACAAUCUUAUGUAGUAAACAGGCCUGAAAGAAAAGUAGUAGGAAUAAGAUAUUCCUCCUCAAAAUGAAAGAUAAAGCCACAAAGAAACUUGAUAAAAGAACAACCAGUGUUUGUGCUACUAAUAUAAAAUUGCACAAAUGAUUUUAAUCUAUUUUUACUUCGUUGGUGGAGGGCAAGAAAGCAAGGAACUACUCUGAAUGAGAUGCCAAUCGAGAGAAGGAGAAGGUAAGAUAUGUCAUGGUUGUGAAGGAAGUUUUAGGGAUGGGGACUGUUAAACCACAACCAAGAUACAUGAAUGAGAAUAUGGACCUUAAUCAAAGAGAUAAUAUGAAAGUUAAGGAUUUCUUAAACUGAAGGAAAAGGAUUAAUGAUGGAAUUUUAAAAACUAAUAAAACAAGAUCCUGAAUUGUAAUUUUAUGAUUAAAUUUUGUGCCAUGUAUAUAUGGUUUUAAAUCAGAGACAGGAAUAAGCAUUCACUGGUUUUGAUGAAGAGAUCUAUUAUUGAUACUAUACUGUUUGGACUUUCUGGCUCCAGGUACAAGCCCUUUCUCUGGUACUUACAACCUACAUGACUAAGGGUAAAUCAUAGAGUCAGAGAUUUGGACUGGGAAGUAUGUAGGUAGGGGUAGAAUGUGAGGUUUGACUUAAAAAAUGGGUAGGAUUUGCAUUGAUGUUUGGGGAGGGGGAAAUUUUAGGAGAAAGAUCAAUGUGAACAAAGGCAUAGAAGGGCAAAUGAUUUUACUAUUCAUGUGAUAGAAAGGAGAGUAGUAGUAAGUUCCCUAAUGGGAAAUAAUGUUGGAUAAAUAAAGUACAUCAGUACAAACUGAUGAUGUUUGUUAUUGAUGUGGGGAGGUAGGCUUGAAACAUCCCUGCUAAUGAAGCAUCUUUUUUCUUGGUUGUACUACUCCCCACACUAUCCCUUUGGGACUCACCUAUGGAAUUACUUUCCAUGCUUCUUGAACUCAACACUUAGCAAAUUGAUUGGUACUCUUGGUCUGAUCUUCUUGGCAUCUGACACCAUGAUCUCCCUCCUGUGUUGUAUGGACAGAUUUCUAAUUAAAUGACAACAGCCUAGACUUGUUCUACAUUCUUUUUUGCUUUGUACUUUGUCCUUGAUGCUUCUGACUUCUGUUACCUUCCUGCUAUCAGUCUUGUGCUUGUGCUUGUGACUUGGUGAAAUGGAGAGUUACUGUAGGUUCUUGACCAGAGGAAUAGUGAUUUUGAAGAAUAAUUUGGCCAUGAUAAAAUACUUUGUUAAAAGUUAGUGAGAUAUUUUACUUGUAAGAUAAUGAUUUUAAAAUAUGAAGCAUUUUCACUUUCAUGAUCUUUUUUUCCCAAAAAAACAGUGUACUAUUCUCAUAAAAUAAGUAAUUAAAUGUCAAAUAGGCACAGAAAUAUAUAAAUAUAAUUCAAUUCAACAAACUUUUAUUAAGUUCCUACUAUGUAUGUAUAAUAAAUGAUAUUCAGAAUAGUGUUCAAGUGGCCUUGCAAAUAUUUUCUCCCUUUAAUUUUUUAAAAAGAUUUUCUGAGUUUUAACAACCACAGAAUAGAAUGAUUUCCAUAUACAAACUAUAGUAGAUAAAUUAUACAUGAAGCCAU
This is a messenger RNA of Dromiciops gliroides (monito del monte), 4890 nucleotides long. RefSeq names its product microtubule associated protein 10 (gene MAP10). Gene Ontology annotation, biological process: cytoplasmic microtubule organization; mitotic spindle midzone assembly; positive regulation of cytokinesis. Lineage: Eukaryota; Metazoa; Chordata; Mammalia; Microbiotheria; Microbiotheriidae. The record is from RefSeq and is a predicted model, not a curated record. Gene Ontology annotation, molecular function: microtubule binding. The transcript has a single exon. Gene Ontology annotation, cellular component: centrosome; mitotic spindle pole; mitotic spindle midzone. Bases 19 to 2805 code for a protein of 928 amino acids.